Molecule: messenger RNA, 1331 nt
Organism: Gastrolobium bilobum
Lineage: Eukaryota; Viridiplantae; Streptophyta; Magnoliopsida; Fabales; Fabaceae
Product: E3 ubiquitin-protein ligase CIP8-like
Exons: 1
Coding region: 5-1099 (364 amino acids)
Biological process (GO): protein ubiquitination
Cellular component (GO): cytoplasm
Molecular function (GO): ubiquitin protein ligase activity
Source: RefSeq, a predicted model, not a curated record
UCUAAUGUACAUUGCACAAAAAACAAACCCAAUUAGCACUCUCUGCUCCUUCCAUCUCCGCCGUACCGGAAAAACCAUGUCGGAAGCACCGUCUCAGCCACCACUCCCAGCCACCGACGCGCCGCCGCACUGGUGCUACCACUGCGAGAAACGCGUCUCCAUCGAAACCACCGUGAAUUCCCCCGACGUCAUCUGCGGCGAGUGCAAGCACGGCUUCGUCGAAUCCAUUCCCACACCAUCUCUCUCGCGCUCUCGCUCACCUUCCGCAUCCUCCGACGAUCCUUACUUCGGCUCCCAGUUCCUCCAGGUCCUUCGCCUAAUCGCCCAAUCGGCGCGUGACGACGACGCGUCUCCCCCGCCGCCGCCGAGUCGCUCCCCGGAGAACGAUUUCCUCAGGAUCGAGGUCGGCGGCUGGGACAACGACGACGAGGAGGAGGACGACGACGGCGUGGAGUUUCACAACGACGGUGAAGGUGCCGUCGAGGAGCCGGAGGAUCGAUCCGGUAACGAGGAUCCGCACGGAGAUGAUGAAGAUCUGAGGCGAUGGAGGCGUGAGCUGCUUCGGCAUAGGAUUAGGGAUUUGGCGACCCGAACGAGGAGCAUGCGGAACCGGAUCUUGGAUUGGGCUGAGAUCUUGAUGGGUCUGGAAGACAAUUCCAUUGAGUUCAGGCUUCAGGUGCCGGAAUCGGAACGGUACGUCGGAAAUCCGGAGGAUUAUGUGGAUGCGGCGGAGUAUGAGGCGUUGCUGCAGACUCUGGCGGAGAGCGACGGAAGUGGGAGGAGGGGAGCCCCACCGGCGUCGAAAACGGCGGUGGAAGCGUUACCGACGGUGAAGAUUGCCUCAGAAAGUGAGGCUGUGGUGUGUGCUAUAUGUAAGGAUUUGGUGGGUGUUGGAGAGGUGGCUAAGAAAAUGCCUUGUGGGCAUGAGUACCAUGGAGAUUGUAUUGUUCCUUGGUUGAGUUGCAGAAAUUCUUGCCCUGUCUGUAGGUUUGAGCUCCCAACGGAUGAUAAGGAAUAUGAGGAAGACAGGGUGGCGGUCAACCCUUCUAAUGGGGCAGGGUCUUCGGGUUCGGGUUCGGGUGGAGAUUCCACCAUUUGAUUCCCACCUGGUAUGUUCUGUUCUGUUCUUCCAUUUGUGUAAUAUAUUUCGUGCUUUCUAUCUUCUUUUGUGAACUUCUUUAUUAGUGGAUUUUUAUCAAAGCUUGUACAAUUUUAUUUAUUUGAAGCUUUUAUCUAGUUGGCUUCUUAGCUCUCAGAUGCUAAGAUACUUGUAUAUAGCAUUUGGAUCAAUGUGAUCACACUACUUCAACGGAAUUUUCAGUUUCUCCUAA